Geodia barretti is the source of this 4477-nucleotide messenger RNA. The record is from the annotation of a GenBank genome assembly. Lineage: Eukaryota; Metazoa; Porifera; Demospongiae; Tetractinellida; Geodiidae.
GAGAUCUCGGAACUCUAAUUGCCGCCCUGCGAUAAUCGCGCUGGCGUAUAAAAACACACCCACGCGAGUUCAUGAGGUGAAGUCGAGUAGGGAAGGGAUAGGGGCUCGUCUCUCUACCAUUCACUGCUCCAGCGAUGGUCCGUCGUGCAGUUUUCCUUCUCGAUCAGCGUAGAUAGCACUCCGCAAUCGCCUUCGCCGCGAAACCCACACCGCAAUGUCUCGACGGAGAGGAGGCAGCGCCCGGUCUGCGGCUUCUUGGCUACUUUUCUGGCUCUUCUGGUGCGGCUGCUGCGUGGAGGGUCGCUCGAGCGGUCCCGGUGAAUGCCCCGCGCGGCCCUACCGUCCCCCGGAGCUGUCUCUCCGCGAUAGAGGCGGGCUGUCGUCCCUGGUCGCGAGCGCCGAGUCGACUCGGAGUGUCGUGGUUGGCGGUAAUCUGCCGUAUGAAUUCAUCUCGACUAGAGCCAGAGAGGCGUAUAAUGGAAGUAGGCCGCUGACCCCGUCGGUGUUUGUUGCAGAAUGGACAAGACACACUCAAAACGCUCUCUUUGUUGGAGGAUUCGUUCUGUUUGUGGGAGUCCUCUUCCCCGCGGCGGCCAUGGCUCUGUGGACAUUCUGGGAGUGUUGCUACGAGGACGACGAGGAGGAGGAGCAGGAAAACAGGAACCUGACCCUGCAGUCACAGGUGGUGGUAUGGAGUCUGGCCGGGGCCCUGAUAGUGGCACUCAUUGUCCUCCUGGUAAUGGUGGGGAUAUUACUAGGGGCCAACUCGUGGAUCACCCGGGGAGUAACACAGGGAGGUGCCAUCGUGGAGAGAACCAUCCCUCAGUUGGUCGAGUUGAGGGACUCGGCAUUACAGAAUCUUGACGAACUCUUGAUUGAGGGAUACGACAACCUCACCCUCGACCUACAGACCUCCAGACUUGAUGAAAUUCCUCACGAAGUCUCCAAUACUGUUUCUGCCCGUCACUCAACUACUGCCGACAUUCUCUCUCAAUCAGUAAGACUGGCUUCUCUAUACACUUUUAACCCCUUUGGGUUCUACCGCACAUUUUUUUGUUGAUUUUUGGUUCCGACAGAUCUCUGCGUUUUUUUCCGAGAGACCACGCCUCCUGUACAAUCUCACCGUCUCCGUGACGACGGCCCUCUCACUCCUCCACGACCUCACGUCGUCACUAAACAACUCCCUCGUCUCCCUUCGCGACAACUGCUCUCUACUGACGAAUGAAGACGGAAAUUCCUCCCUCUCCCUCCUCUCUACACCCUGCAAUGAUUUCACCUUUGACCCUUCCUCACUCGUACCGGACUCUCGUAGCUGGAACGAGGUGGGCGGAGUCUCGGAGGACGGGAGGUCGUUCCUGAGUCAACUGGAGUCAUUGUUGAGUCGUGACGCUCUCCCACAGACUGACAGAAUACCUCUUCCGCCAGACCUGCUGCUAGAAUAUCUGAAUGAAAUGACGCAGGACCUGUCGUCACAGGUCAACUCCACCACUGAGACCUACUUCUCCUCUCUGGGGGGCAACUUGUCCCAGUUCACGGAGGAGGUGGCCAUCUUCUACAACUCCUCUCUCACUCUCCACUCGCAGCCUCAAAUGGAGCUCUACCUUGGUCCAAGACACCUUGGCAACUGGGAGUGGUUCCGCUCAGCUCUGACGGUCACGUUUGCUGUCCUCAUCUUUGCCGGCUCACUCCCCCUCCUCGCGGCCCUCGGUCGCGGUCUCUACUUCGUGUCCGCUAUCUACCGCUACUCGGACAGUGCAACGUAUGACCACGGAGCUCACCAGUCUGGCAUGGUCAUCAAGAAGAUUGCCUUCAGCCUGUGUGUAAUCUCUAUCAUCUCCGCGUCGUUUACGGGCGUGUGCCUUUCAUUAGCCGGGGUGAUGGGAAAGGCAUGCGGUAACCAUAACAACUUCAGCGAGCUGCUUGAGAAUAUCGUUGACAACCCUCGGACGUGGACCAAUAAGGACACCUCGUUCUAUCCCCUCGCCGCCGUCAUGCUAAACCUCUCCCACUACCCCCUGCGCGUCUCCGACACCCUGACCGCCUGUCGCUCCAACGCGUCCCUGUUCCGUGCCUUCCACCUGGAACAGAGGUAUGACCUGGAGGACCGCAUCUGGCUCAGCCCCACCAAGAAAAGGCAGUACAGGCAGGAAAUGCAGGAUAUCCACUGAUACUAGCAGCUGCAAACCUAUCGUCUGUUGAGGCGGCGGUAGCCAUGGCAACACCGAACUUAGCGACAAACAUCCCGGUCGACUGGGCUGAGGUGUCUGUCUCCCUCUCUUCCUCCUCCUCUGCCCAUCUUCUGACACAGUUAGCCCAACUACGGAGAACUGUGGGAGACAUUAUGAGCGCGGCGGUGUCAGUGAAUGGGUCGGAGGUGGCGGCUGGUGUGUAUGGGGCAGCUGAUGAGGCUCUGGGGGAUCUUGAUCAUCUGGUGACAAGACUAGAGUCAUCCAGUCUCUCUGCUACUGCCGACACGGCCUCUCAGCUAAACAUAACUCUGGUUGAGACCAGCCGUCUCUCUUCCUCCCUCUCCCUCUCCCUCUCGCGGCUCUCUGCCAAUGUCUCACUUACCACCAGAACCAAGGCCAACCAGCUAGUGACCCAAGCCAGUGAGAUGAUCAACAACCAGUUGGAGCUGUACCUGAACUCCUGUAUAUCGGCCAUCACUUGCGACAUCGGCAACUGCCGCACCCUCGCUGCGGACUACGACAGUUUCUCCCGUGCCAUGUGCGGGGAGGUGGUCCCGGGAAUGGACCUCUACUGGAGCGUUCUUCUCAUAACCCUCACCCUCUCCGUCUUCCUCAUGUACCUCUGUCUCUUCGUUGCGUGGCGCCUCGUAAACCCCGAGAUGUGGAAAUCCAACGGAAGAAACCCGAAGUUUUAUCUCAACGUUGCCGUGGUGAGGCAGGGCUGUGCGACGCUCUGGCAGCUGGCAAGCCUCUCUGUCUACCUCUGGUGGAUCGUGUACCUGAGUCGAAACGAUUUCGUCAGACAAGAAUAUUGCUCUGGUUGCUGUAGAAACUGCAUCUGGGGCUUCGGAGCUUUGUUUCUCAUCCUUUCGGCUCUAGUGGGCGGAGCUUCAAGAGGCUAUCAAUAUUUCACCGUCUACAUGAUCAAAAAGUGCAAGGCAAUGAAGUACAAAAGGUUUUGGAUCGACAGAAAGAAGGCAGUCAACUUCUAUGCUGAGCUAACACUAGUCUUUCUUCAGGACCUCCCGUUCCUCAUCCUGGUGGCCCUCUCCUCCUCUGAACUUGGUUUCCUGAGUGUCCCUGCCUUCUACAGCCUCUCCGUGUCCCUCCUCUCCAUCCUCACUCACCUCAUCUUCCUCCUCAGACAGAGAAACAACGUCCCCGCCUACUGGGCGUGGCUGAAACUGGAACUAAACAAGUUUGGUCUCAUGAAGAGAACGUACACGCCGAAUCAAGACCCACCUCCCAGUUCCAAUGGGGGUGUGGCCGGCCUCACAAGAAGGGGCGGGGCAUCGGUUGGCAACGGGCACAUUAACUCUGUUCGUUCUCCGUAUGAGAGCAGCGGGUCGGAUCACUCUGAGAACAGCUCCCAGGGCACCUUCCAGGAACACGGGUUUGAGUUCCACCCACCCCGACUCUCGGACAUUCCGGAGUACCCCGAGGGAGGGUUGGACUCCGUCGGUCUCGGUUCCAGACUGGGGGGUGGUAUGGGUCUGGGACUGCCGAGGAUCCCUAUGCUGGAGCCUCACAUUAACGAUGAUGAGAGUGAGAUGAGUGAGCAAAACAGUCAGUUUCAGAGCAGAGUUCGACUGGAUCGAGACAUAGAACUAGACAGCGAGGCCUACCUUCAGCGACGCAGGGACGCCAUUGACAACUUCGAGAGGGGCGGAGUCGAGGUGGCCCCUGCUCAUUAUCGCCAUCGGGACAUGGAUGCGUCGACUAUCAGUGACAGCUACUACUGUGGUAGUAGGAACAGCAUUGAGCUCCAGGGAUACGUUUCCAGCUCUCAUGUACCCGAUUAUGAAUCCUCCGACUGCAGGGACGAGGACGGAGAUAGUGUGUACUCUCAGGCCAGGUACCAACUGCCCGUACCAUCAUUCAUGGGAGAGGUGACUGUGGAUGUCUAACAUCAUCCCCCGCCUCAACAAAUCACUUCACUGGAUUAGCUGCAAUUUCCCAAACAUGAAAUUGGCUCACUUCUUCCCCUGAACCAUCUUCGACCUGUGCGAUAUAUACAACCCCCAACACCUGGUGCUCUGCUCCAGGAGUCCUACCAACGAACAGACUGACAGAUCGAUGACUCAAAACCACGACAACAUUAUGUAUUAUUUUAUUCCUCGACCAAUCUCACUCACAGCCUCUCUCAAUCAUUCAUAUUUUCUCUCAAUCGUUCACCGUCUCUUUUUUCUAUCUGAUUUUGUGUAUAUUAUACUCUUUUACUUCUUCCAUGACGUGUGUCUAUUAACCUUGCUAUAUAUUUUUUAAAUGCAAGAUCAUUAUGAGGACAA